AUGUCGCAAACAUUUUUAUUAGAGCCGGACAUAAUAGCAGCAACGGAAAAUGUUAUGCCAGAUCUCAACAAUGAUCUGGUGCUGGCAAAGAAUUUUUUGAAACAACAAAGUGCAGCCACUGGUGACUCUUUAUACGACCAUUUAGUGGACGUGGUACAAAAAAUACUGUCCCAAAGUCCACCAGAUGUGGUGGAUAACUUCGAACAGUAUUCUUGGGAAGUGAAGCAAGAGAAGUUUCGGCCAAACUUUGAUUUGCUCAAUGACAUUUACUUGUCUCCUCCACAACUCGCCUCCGUGACGCAGGUGGAUGAAAUGUUCCGGCUGGUAGCAAGCAAAGCAACAAAGUUAGACGACGGAGGAGAAGAGGAACAGGAGCUCGAUCUGGAGGAAGACCACUACAAGCCGAAGAUACAGGACCUUGUUGAUCAUAACUACUAUUUUAGACAGGCCGGGUACGGUUUGCCAGCCAGCGAAUGUUACGCGAUCUACAUAUCUAUGAUCAUGUUGGGUAUCAAAGAGCCUGUUUCCACUAUCAGGUUCUUCGGUAAAAUUUUUGGCACUAAAGCGAACUACUACGUAAUGGAAACGGACCUAACUCUAGAAGAAUUGGAUAGAAGAAUCAGGGCCUUCGAGAUGAAGGAUAUGCCUGGAGAAGGCGAAGGUAUGGACGAGGCCAGAGUCCACGCUAUAGAGGAACAGGCAGAAAUACUUGGUGAGGGGGAGGCGAAAGAGCCAGUUUCCAAGGAACCAGUGCCUCCCAAAAUCCCUCCAGAGCCAGUCUCCACGUGGCAGGCGCCUGCUCCCAUACCUGUCGAACGACCCGGCCAGGGAAUCAAUAAGAAGGUGUAUUGGGUUUGCAACCGUCCAGGCGAGCCAUGGAUCUGUCUGCCAGAUAUCAAACCAGAACACGUCCGCGUCGCCAGGCUCUCCGUGCGCUGUAUGACUGGAGAUUUAGAUUCUGAGGUGAUAACCUUCCCUCCGUUCGAGGGUACGGAGAAAGAGUACCUGCGCGCUCAAAUUGGUCGCAUCGCUGCUGCCACGUCAAUUUCCCCGCAAGGAUUCUUCACGUUUGGGUCAGGGGAGGAAGAAGAAGACCUGGACAUGGAAGAAGGGGGUGGUGACAUGGAAUUCAACCCGAACCCAUAUUACCAGGGGCACACGUUGAAGGACCUAAUGGACUCCAACCUGACGUACUGGGUCCACCACGGGAGACAUAUCCUGAAGCAGGGGAGGACUUUGUGGUGGAACCCGAACGCGGGGAUGGACGAAGGCCUAGAGGAGGAAGAUAUGGACGCUCCACCUCCAAUAGAGCCGGAGGUAGGGCCCUCCCUGUUCACGUCGCUGUCGGAGGACGCCAGGAUCGAAGGCUUGACGGCGUGGAGUGCCAGGGUCAGCAGCACCCUGUGCCCUGACAGGGCCAUGGUCGUGCUCAGGAGUAACCUUUGGCCAGGAGCCGUGGCUUAUGCCACUACUGGCAAAAAAUCCGAGUGUCUCUAUGUGGGUUGGGGACUCAAGUACCAGCCCCCAAACUUCUCCCCCCUGCAGCUCCCCGUACCGCAGGUGGAGUACCCGAUCGGACCAGAAAUUAUGGAGAUGGCUGACCCCACGUUUGCUGAUGAAGAGGCAUUCCGCAUCGCCCACCUACCGCCACCCCCGCCACCACCGAUGAUGGGAGAAGGAGAGGGCUACGGCGAAGAAAUAGAAGAAGAAGACUAG
Messenger RNA from Spodoptera littoralis (African cotton leafworm), 1716 nucleotides. NCBI's taxonomy places the organism in Eukaryota, Metazoa, Arthropoda, Insecta, Lepidoptera, Noctuidae. The record is from the annotation of a GenBank genome assembly.